CAAUAGCAACCCUGUUAGUGGUGCAGGACCCGGUAGAGCUUAACCUCAUUGGGCAGGACUAGGGGCAGUUUACUAUUUUUUGUCCACUCAGUCAAGGUGCAUCGUCGUGUAAAUACUGAUCCAAGAACAGGCAUUUGUAUGCGUUUAUCGACUUACGGUUUACGUUGUGUAUAUGUUCAGGGCAAACACUUCCGCAUAUAUAUUUUGACCAACUAGCUUACCAUCAUGUCUUUAAGUCUAAUAUUAUACCAGACUUUAAAAUGUCGAUUGUUAAAUUGUAUGAUUUCGAAACAACAUGUGAGCACUAGCACACUAUGCAGCUUUAGACGCGCUUUACCAGUGAGAACUGCGUCUUUACACACCGGUCUCGAACCACGGACAGACCACCGACUGGCAAAACUACGAUGGACUUCUACGUGCAAGACGUCACGGUUGCUGUCUUUACACGACUCAAGAUCAUUCUCGUCUUUACCUCCCCCUUCUGGUGAUAAAAAGAAAGGGCCAGUGACCUGGAAAUCAUUAGCAAUAACAUUUGCGUUUGGGGGUGUGUUCCUCGCGGGAAUGAAAUAUUUCAAGAAGGAAAAAGAAGAAUUGAUUGAAAGAGAGAGGACUAAGUCAAUAGGGAAAGCAGCCCUUGGAGGUCCGUUCUGUCUUGUAGAUCAGAACAAUAAACCCUGCAAAAGUGAGGAUUUCUUGGGCCAGUGGGUCCUGAUCUACUUUGGUUUUACGCACUGCCCUGACAUCUGUCCUGAUGAAAUCGAGAAAAUGAUUGAGGUGGUGAAUGAAAUAGACAGCAUAAAGUCUCUUCCAAACCUGACCCCUAUCCUCAUCACCAUUGAUCCUGACAGGGAUACGCCAGAAGCCAUGGGGGCAUAUGUGAAAGAGUUCUCCCCUAAGCUCAUUGGUCUGACGGGGACAACGUCCCAAAUUGACCAGGUCUCUCGAGCCUACAGAGUGUACUUCAGCCAGGGACCCAAGGAUGAAGACAACGACUACAUUGUUGAUCACACAAUCAUCAUGUACCUGGUAGGUCCGGACGGACAAUUUAAGGAGUAUUUUGGGCAGAACAAGAAGAGUGCUGAGAUCUCCUCUUCUAUUGCCUCGCUUAUGAGGAAGUACAAGAAGGCCAACUAAUGGAUGAAGGAGAACUGAUCAUGUGUACUGCCUGUGAGCACCUAUUGUGUGCCUUCGUCAUAUUCUUCAAAGACUGUCAGCAGCGUCUGGCCGGACUGAAUGCUGCCAUGUUAUAUCACUGACUUUGAAUAUUUAUUUGGAAUUCAGCGUGCAUUUAAUUCAGAGUUCUAUGAUUUAACAUUCCCUUUUCGCUGACACUAUCAUAUUUGACUAGUACGAUUUUUAAGUGUUGUGUUUGUGUAAACGAGCGUAGGCAAGAUGCCUAAGUGAUCAGGCUAUAGGGCCGUUAACCAAAAGGUUUCCUAUUUUUGCCUUGUGCGUUGUUUUGUAAUAACAUCUCUGCUUUACUUUUGUUUACACCAGGGUGACCCAUCCCUGUUUUCUCUCCAGCUGUAAUUGACUGAUAUAGUACGAUUCAUAAUCCCCCAUAAAACCUUGCGGCACAACUGGAACAAGCGUCUCUUUCGGUUCUUUCCAUUCAUAUUUUCCGUAUGGUUUUUAGAUCCCCUUCAAAUAUGGUUCUUCAAUAGGUUGAUUGCGAUCUACGGUUUUCUUUUAUUAAUUAUUGUUUAAUGCGUUUUACUGCAAACGUAACAAAUCUCAAGUGUCAGACACUGCAGCCUCCCAGCAACUCACCAAUGCAAAACGGAAAAAACAGCACCCCUUUCUAGACAUUGUUGGCUUGUAAAGUGAAACUUAACACAUUAUAUGACAAUUUUGGAACUGUGUGUGUGAGUUUGGUCAUUCAUUUUCUGAUAAUGAUGUCUUGUGGGUUUUCUCAGAUUUUUUUUUUAACUGCAAAGUAGACUGCAGAGGUAUGUCAAAUUCAAAAACAUGCAAAAAUAUAAGACAUUUUUUUCAGGGAACAUUUCAAUUGAGAAUCUAAAUGGUUGAAUAGUAGACCAUUUAGAAAUCAAAACACUACAUUGUCCCCCUGGGAACCAGAAGUUCUGGAAAAAAAUUGUCCAGAAUUAAAUCAGAAACAUAGCCAAAACCUUAGGCUUACUGAAAUAAUGGUUAUAUAUAUAUUUAUAUUUAUAAUGUUGCCCUGUAGAAUUGAUGAUACACCCACUGUCUGUCUCUGUAGGUGCACUGGGCCUAGCCUUUUGCCUUUUCAUCGACCCUCUAAUCCCAGCAGAUGCACCCAGAACCUAUUCCAACAAUAGGCAGGCAUCUCUGCCUCUGAACCAGCUGACCUGGAUUGUCUCCUUACUUUUCUCCUUUGUACUCGGAAAAAAAAUUCCCACAGCCUGUCCUGCUUUGUCCUUGACCGUCUUCGAUGCAGUGUGCGUACAUAAUAAACUAAAACGUGUCUGAA
Messenger RNA from Esox lucius (northern pike), 2452 nucleotides. RefSeq names its product protein SCO1 homolog, mitochondrial (gene sco1). Lineage: Eukaryota; Metazoa; Chordata; Actinopteri; Esociformes; Esocidae. The record is from RefSeq and is a predicted model, not a curated record. Gene Ontology annotation, biological process: mitochondrial respiratory chain complex IV assembly. The transcript has 7 exons. The coding region runs from base 226 to 1134 and encodes 302 amino acids.